Molecule: messenger RNA, 3494 nt
Organism: Linum trigynum
Lineage: Eukaryota; Viridiplantae; Streptophyta; Magnoliopsida; Malpighiales; Linaceae
Source: the annotation of a GenBank genome assembly
CCAAUAGUUGUUCUCAUAAUUGGACAACACUACUAUGGUGGAGACAAUUAGGACCUUAAACAAGAAUGACUUGUGGAUAUCACAAAACCAGCCAAACAUCCUACUGUAUCAACAAACCCUCUGUUCCAUCACCAACAGAAGCAGUAGCAGCUGUCGAUUUGCUUGACUCGAAUCAAUUCUUUGCCAAUUAUGAGAAGAAAAUGCAUGAACAUUGGCUUUGGCUCUAUACAUUAGUGCCACUGUUGGGCUGUGGCCGCCCCCUCUGUUUCUUAUUAACUGCAAACAGGGGACGGUCCUAUUUGCAAUUAAUAAUGUUCCAAUUAUCAUUAGUUUUCGGUUGGAUAAAUGCUACCAAAAAUUCAAUUCCUCUCUUCUCCUUCCUCCUGCCAUUAUGAUCUUAGUCAACAUCUCUCACCUCUUAUGGGACAAAGCUUCCAAAUUUUAGGGUUUUUCUUUCUUUAUAUAAUUCUCCAAUGUGAAGCACAACUUCCCAAGUCACCACAUACCCUACACACAGCCAAAAACAAAACCCAAAAUUUAAAAUAAUUUUCUAAGGUCUCUAAUCCAAUCCAAUCCGUACCGGACCGCUCCGGAUCAAACCGAUUGUUGGAUCAGAUCACACCAAAUCGAAUAUAAUGUGGUUCAUUCAUUGCUUCCUUAAUUUUAUAAAAAACUGAAGUAAAAUGGACCGAAUUGACAAUUCGUGCGAACCAAAGCUGGCCACAUCAUACCAAAUGCAUUGAUACUCCGGUCCUUGAUCCUAAUAUUUCUAUUUAUUGGAUUAUGAUUCUCAUGGUUUAGUACGGUCCGAACUGAACCGUUGCACACCUCUGCCCUACACUGCCAAAACAAAAACCAGAAAUUAAAUAUUUAUAAUAUUUUUGAAAAUUCUGUAAGUUCUCUAAUCCAAUCCCAAUGGUCCUCGUCUCUCCCUUCAAGCAUGUUCUUGUGGGGAUUAUUUUAUAGAAAAAAAUAAAUAAUAAUUUCCAGCAAUUAGGAAGUAAGCUGGAAGCUGAUGUGAUGAAUUUCCCCUGUGAUGGAGAAAGAAGGAGAAGAACAAGAAAACACAUAAAAUAAGGGCACUUGCAUCCGUUACAAGGCUACAUUAGCCCGCAAAAUAAUGAACCUUGCCCUUCAAACAAACCCCUCCCCACCAUUGAUUUCAAAGGGCCUAACUCUGUAUUUAAAACUUGCAUGUGAGAAAGGGACCUUGUUCCCUAAAUAAAAAGCAGUAGCAAGUAGUAGAAGCAACCCCCCCUUCUCUCCAAGUUCUAACCCCUUUCUGAAAGGAACCCCCUUCAAGCCUUUUUCUGAAAGGAACCCAAUUCAAAUCAGAAAGAAAGAUCCAAACUUUGUGUAUCUAUCUCCCAUUUUCUAACCCCCUCCCUAUCUUUUUUGGGUUGUGUCCUAAUCUGCCAGUCUCUUUUGAUGUGUGCAAAGCUUCCCCUGUUGUGAUGCAAUUAUGUGAAUGCAAGGUGGUGGUGUGACAUGGAGAGGAGGAGAAGGGUUGGCAUUGUUGGAGCUGGACCAAGUGGACUCCUAGCCUGCAAGUAUGUCCUCGAGAAAGGGUUCGAUCCGGUCAUGUUCGAGGCCGAGGGCGACGUGGGUGGGAUCUGGUCACACACGAUCGCUUCCACGAGGCUUCAGAACAAGCGAAGUACGUACAGAUUUACCGAUUUCCCCUGGCCCGAAUCGGUCAGCGACGUGCAUCCACCACACACUGAGGUCCUGGCAUACAUGAAGUCGUACGCUAGCCAUUUCGAGAUUUACCAACACAUCAGGUUUUGGUCCAAGGUGGUUGGAAUAGACUAUGUUGGUGAGUCAUUUGAGGAGAUGAAGUCUUGGGUUGUUUGGGGUGGAAGUGGGAAGCCCUUUGGUUCAUCAUUACCAUCUAAAGGGAAGUGGCAGGUUAGAGUUCAGGAUGUCAGGAAUUCAAGUGUUGAGGUUCAUGAAGUUGAAUUUUUGAUUCUUUGCAUUGGGUUGUAUAGUGGGUACCCAAACAUCCCAGAUUUCCCUCCAAAUCAAGGCCCUGAGGUUUUCAAGGGCAAAGUGGUCCAUUCAUGGGACUACUCAACAAUGGGUAGUGAGAAGGCAGCUGAGUUUGUGAAAGGGAAGAGAGUUGCCAUUAUUGGCUCUCAGAAGACUGCAAUUGACAUUGCUGCAGAAUGUGCCAAGGCAAAUGGACCUGAGUUUCCUUGCACAAUGAUCCAGAGAACAACUCACUGGACAAUCCCAAGUGAGACUUUGCUAGGGAUCAACAUUGGGUUCUUGUACUUGAACCGCUUCUCGGAGUUCCUGAUUCACAAGCCUGGUGAAUCACUCCUUCUCAGCUUGUUAGCCACAUUCCUCACACCAUUGAGAUGGGGAAUCUCCAAGAUGAUAGAGUUCUACCUGAGAUGGAAGCUCCCACUGAAGAGACAUGGGAUGGUACCAAAGCUCAGCUUCUUCCAGGACGUGUCCUCGUGCCACAUCUGCAUGUUGCCCGACAAGUUCUACGACAAGGUGGAAGAAGGAAGCAUCGUCAUCAAGAAAUCCAAAACCAUAAGAUUCUGCGAGAAUGGCGUCUUGAUCGACGAAGAAGGUCAAUCGGAGCCUGUCGUGGAAGCAGACGUGGUGAUCCUGGCGACAGGUUACAGGGGCGACCAUAAGCUCAGAGACAUCUUCGAUUCCCCUGCUCUGCAGAAAACCAUCUCUGGUUCUUCUUCCAUUGUCCCACUCUACAGGCAAGUGAUCCAUCCUCGGAUUCCCCAGCUGGCGGUGAUCGGGUACGCGGAGAGCCUAUCGAGCCUAUACGCGACGGAGAUCAGGUGUCAGUGGCUGGCGGAGUUUCUCGUGGGAAAAUUUGAGCUGCCGAGUGUGACCAAGAUGGAGGAGGAAGUGAGCAUUUGGGAGAGGUUCUUGAGGAGGCACAGUGGAGGGAAAUCUAGGAGGGCAUGUAUAAGCAACAUCCACAUAUGGAACAAUGACCAGUUCUGUAAGGACAUGGGGUUCCCUACUAGGAGGAAGAAAGGGUUCUUGAGGGACUUGUUUAUGCCAUAUGGACCUAGUGAUUACACUGGUCUUCUUGCUGACUGAAAAAUUCAUAAGGGUCCCUUUUUCCUCUACUAAAGGUUCAAUCUUUGGCAUUUGAAAGGGGGGGAAGUGGUGAUAAGGAAAGGAAAGAUGUGUGUUAUGUGUAAGUGUUUGGUGAUUUUUUUGUACACAUCAAAUUGUACUUGUUUUUAGCUUCUUUGUUUUUUUUUUUUUUUUUCUAAUGUAUAAUAGGAGGAGUUUAGUGUAUGAGUGUAUGAACCAAUCCACCAAAAAGAAGAGAAAUACCCAAGUGUUGGAAAGGGUUGAUGCAUUUUUUUUUUUUGGUCUUUUCCCUUUGUCUUUUGUCUUUCCCUUGUUUUUGUAAGUUUUUAAAGAGCCAAAUAGAUGUGGCCAAUGUUUAGAUUAUUUAAGAAUUAAGCUCACUUGUAAUAGCAUUUAAAAAAUGAACAGUUUAAAAGUGA